Messenger RNA from Hemicordylus capensis (graceful crag lizard), 5722 nucleotides. It is a transcript of the gene ISG20L2, whose product is annotated as interferon stimulated exonuclease gene 20 like 2. The transcript has 4 exons. Bases 781 to 1845 code for a protein of 354 amino acids. Gene Ontology annotation, molecular function: 3'-5'-RNA exonuclease activity; nucleic acid binding. NCBI's taxonomy places the organism in Eukaryota, Metazoa, Chordata, Lepidosauria, Squamata, Cordylidae. The record is from RefSeq and is a predicted model, not a curated record. Gene Ontology annotation, cellular component: nucleus.
UUCCUGUCGUUACCUGUAGAGGUGCGCUAAGCUUGUCCCAGGCCUGCUUCCUUCCGUUUCUUUUCCUUUGCUCUCUUGAGGGAGAGGCUCGCCUUCAGAGGCGAGCUCGAGGGCUGGAGUUGACACCUCUCCUCCUCUUCCUCACACUUGGGACUUUUCUCCUUGAGGGUGGGGAACAGAAAUGCCAAGUAAACAGUGGACAUGAAUAAACUCCUCAGUCAGUAGUAGGGGAUAGAGCGAGAAAGAUAAGAACUAGAACGGCGGCAACACGGCUUGAGCUUCCGGUUUAAAACGGAAGAGCAGCUGCGGGCCGGGGUGCCCACAGAACGCCGCUCUAGCCAUCAGCACCUCUAUGGUGAAUCCCCACUCCCUACCUCGCAGGUUUUGCGUUAGGAGUUGAGAGCAUAGAGAGAGCGCAUCUAUUUAUACGAAACAGCCUCCUACUUUUAAAUGUUUUUCCUCACCUCUGUGGUUCGGAACCGAGAUAAAUCCAGUUCAGGUCGUGACCGGAAGUACCCUGGAGACGAAGCCCAGGUGACUCUAGGCAAUUCCCUUCUCUAUGGGUGUUCGUGGCGGGAGUCGCUUCCGCCUUCUCUCUCGCCGUGGAGUCGAGUCUGGGCUGCUGAAGGUGGUCGAGGUUCAGGGGCGGACACGCACCCCUUGGGCUGCUCCAGAGGGUAACAUGUGACGAGUCCAACACCAUGCACCAUCCAGUCUCCUCAGAGCCGUGUCUGCCUGCCGUUUUCUCCUCGUAGUGACUGUCCACUUCUGGAGGGCACCAUGUCGGAUCUCCUGCUCAACCUGGACACAACCCUCCCCCAGCGGACGAAGAAGAAUUGCUCUGAGGGCAACAAGAAGCACCAGCGCUUUGUCCGACGGCGCCACUUCCUGGAGCGGAAAGGCUUCUUGAAGCAGAAGCAGCUGCCGGCCCAGGCUCCCCUGCCCAAACGGGACGCUUCUCGUGGGGGCGCAGGGGUGGACCAGGAGAGGGACAAGAAAAAGCAGAAGGUCGACCGGCAAGACGGCCUUUUUGGCCGGGACAGAGUAGGGAAGGAAGAUGGCGCCUUGCGGGAAGAUGGCUCCACCCAGCAGGCUGAAACGCCGCCCAAGGGAAACGCAAAUCACUGUGCCAAGGACUCGGGCCCCGCUUCCUGCCCCCCUUCCAAGGCCCCCCCGGUCACGAGCAGAAUGGGCGGAGCCUCCGCGCGGCAAAAUGGAGCCUGGGUGAGCUGCAGUGCCGGAGAGAAAGCCAGCCUGUUGAGUGAGUUUGAGAGCGGCCUCUCCGCUGCGGCCCCGGCCCUGACCAAGCCCAACAAGAUGGUGGCCGUUGACUGCGAGAUGGUCGGCACCGGGCCUGGCGGGCGGAACAGCGAGCUGGCGAGGUGCAGUGUCGUCAGCUACCAUGGGGACUUGAUGUACGACAAGUUCAUCCGGCCCGUCAACCCCAUCACCCACUUCCGGACCAGGUGGAGCGGCAUCCAGAGGCAUCACAUGCGGAACGCUGUUCCCUUCAAGGCAGCCCAAAAAGAGAUCCUGAAGCUCCUCUCUGGGAAGAUUGUCAUAGGCCACGCCAUCCACAAUGACUUCAAGGCCCUUAAGUACUUCCAUCCCAAAUCAUUGACCAGGGACACCUCAAAGAUCCCCCUGCUCAACCGCAAGGCUGGCUUCCCAGAGACCGAGGUAGCCUCCCUGAAACGCCUCACCAAGCAGCUGCUCCACAGGGACAUCCAGGUUGGCCAGCACGGCCACUCCUCGGUCGAAGACGCCCAGGCCACCAUGGAGCUCUACAAGCUGGUUGAAGCCGAGUGGGAGAGGCACCUGGCCCUGUCUCCAGCUCAGGACUAACUGUCUGGGGUCGCCGGCAGCCCUUUGCCAUGGAGCAAGCUGGCCUUGGCAUCCUGGCCAAGAGCUGCGGGUGCCCGGGGUGCGGUUCUGACGGGUCCCUCGGAGCGUGGGGGUGGGGCGGAAGGGAGAGCGUCUCAACAGAACUGAAGCCGGAGCGGGAGGGUGGGGGGAGCUGGCCACGUGUGGAGAUGGAUCUCUGGAGGCGGCGAUUACAUCGUUUUCAGCUCAGGCGGGGGUUUGUGCAUUCCUUGGAGGCCCGUCAGCAACUUCCCGUGUGCCUGCUCAGUGGUGGCGGCGGCGGCCCGUUCUUCUUGCCGUAGGCUGGGGUUGUGGGGACAACUCCUUUGCCACCCAGGCAGGAAGCGCCGCCACCUGUGGGCUUCUCAACGGUGCUAACCGCUCCCCAGAACCGCAGUGUUGCCUUGCCAUCACCGGGGGGAUAGUUACGGGGGCCUGGAGAGCCGGUCAGAGCCAAAUGGGCCGAGGCGGAGAAGCCAGGCGGAGGCGUCUGCUGCUUCCUUGGCCUGCGUGCCUUUGGCUGUCUGAUGCAGCCCUGUCCUGCCUUUGCCACGGCCCAGGGAGACCUCCUUCCUCCCCUGCCUCUCCAUGGUCCUGGUGGUGGAGGCCAGCAAGGUUCUGUAGGAAGCUGCCUUAUACCAAGUCAGACCAGUUGGUCUCUCUGGCUCAGGAGAGUCUGCCCUGAGUGGCGGCGGCUUCUCAGCCCUGCCUGGAAAUGCUGCCAAGGACUGAACCUCCUGAAUCCAGAGCGGAUGCUUCCCCAAUGCUGAGCUGUGGCCCUUCCCGUUGGUAGCUUGGCUGGGCCAACAGUUGGGUCCCCCGUGGGCUGCAGAGGGGAACAGCUGCUUUGAGAGGCAGCUCUGUGGUGGGUCUCCGUCCCACCCCGAAGGGCUGGAGGCCAAGUGUGAGGUGAAGCUCUCCCCAGGAAGCUCUGGGCACUUGGUCUGGUUCCAGGGGUCUUGGGCCAGGUGACCAAGCUGGCAACAAGGUCAUCCGGAGCUUGUUGGUGACCAGAGCACUGUCCAGACAGAGUGCAGGGACCUUUCCAUGCUGCUUUGGUCUGGCCCGUGUCUUCCUUUGGCUGACACUGCUUGCCCCGAUGUUGCCGUUGUCAGUGGUGCCAGUGCCCGGGAAGAGGGUGCUGGGCCUGGGUUCGAUGCAUUUGGGUUAAGCCCUCUCCCUGAAUUGCCCGGUGGGGCAGUGCACCUGGCGAUUGGGCCCUCUCAGAAGACCCCACCACGUUCCUCCUUGCCUCCCCAUCCGGACCUUGUGAGCCAGGCGUCGGGGUCCCCCUUCCAGCCCACCCGUGGCAGCGCGUAGCGAAGGGCAGGAGGGAAUGGGGGCCAGAGCUGGCUUGGGGAUCUGGGUGCUGCGUGGGAAGAGGCCUUUCUCACAGCUGACCGGCCUGGGGGGGGAUCCUUGGCUAGGGAAGCCGCUGCCUUCUUAGCCAGGGCCACAGGAUUCCGGGAGGGCCCUCCGGUUUGUCUUUCGUCCCCUUGGGUUGCUGUUCCCUUCCCGGCCCGACGCCCGCCAGAGAAGGGUUGAACUUCGUAGAGGCAGGAGGGGGAAGGCCCACGUGAGGGUGGCUACCACAGGUUUCUUCAUCUGUGCCCCGUAACUUCCUGCCAUGGGUGAACGGCAGGUAUCUGCUGAAAGGUCUGAGGAGCUGGGGUAGCUUCUGGGUGACUGCUCACAGACUCUUCCGGGCAGAGCUGUAUAAAGCUGUAUCCAUCCCCCCCCCCACCCCACCCCGGUUAUUUUCCUGUCAGGGAACGAGAGUACAGAGUACAUCCAUUGCUUGGCAAAAUCUGGGGAUGCUCUGAUCAAAGGGGUCACCUCAGCAGAAGCAUCUCCCUGGUCGUCCUGUCCCCGUCCCCCCCAACGUAGCAGCCAUUGCUGAAGCAGGGGCGAUGCUGAGCGCCCUCUGCUCAGGACCAGGAGUGGCACCCGUGAAGGAUCUGGCCCCUCUGAAGGGAUCUCACCUGCUUAUUCGAAUGAAUGUAACAGCCUGUGAAGGAGUGGGGAGACAGCAGCUUGCCUUCCAGUUCCACUUGCGUGGCCCGCCUCCCUGCAGUUUUUAGGACCCAUCUCUUGUGUUCCUCCUCUUUCUUUUUAGAAAAUUCUUUGUCCAAAAAACAAACAAACCACAGAUUGGUGCCAAAUGAGCUGUGCAAUCAAAAUAAAUUAUGCAAAAUAGGAGAAACACUUCCGAGUCUGCUCCUGGCAUACCAAGUUGCUGCCAGUCCAAAUAAUGAAAUAAAAUAACUUGUAAAGUUAAGUGGUGCCGUCAAGUCGGUGUCGACUCCUGGCGCCCACAGAGCCCUGUGGUUGUCUUUGGUAGAGUACAGGAGGGGUUGACCAUGGCCUCCUCCCGCGCAGUCUGAGAUGAUGCCUUUCAGCAUCUUCCUAGAUCGCUGCUGCCCGAGAGAGGUGUUUCCCAUAGUCUGGCAAACCUUCCCACUGGGGAUUUGAACCGGCAACCUCUUGCUCCCCAGGCAAGUCGUUUCCCCGCUGCGCCACAUGACAUCGUCAAUAUUGGGGGCAGGGGGAUCACAGCUCUCUGAUUCUCCCAGUAUCGCCAUAACCGUGGGUUUACACAGCUGUUCUGUGCUUUCUCUCUCGCUGUUUCCAUACGGAGACAUAACCAGUGAUGAACCCCAAUUCCUUUGGUAAGCUAGAAGCUUCCCCUACUGAACUGUCCUCCUUCCCUCCCACACCCCCUCCCUAAACGUCCUUGGGAUUUUUAUCCAGACCAUAAUUAUAAAUAGUUAUUGAGGAUGGAGCGACGAGGUGCUGCCCCUUACCCAGAGCCCUUUCGAAAGCCGGCAAAUGGGGCAGAGUCAAAAGAGAAUUGCUUGACAUAGUGGUGCACGAAAAACAAACGUAUAUUCCGUGAACUGGAAAUAUCGCAUAGGCCUCAACUUUGUCAUGAAGAGAAUGAGGACACCUUUGCUUCUAGAGAGAGAGUGGAGUAAUGAACAUCCCCAUAACAACAUUAACAUAAUUAUUAACAUAAUUUCAGUGAUCAUUCUGAAAAUAUUUCAUAUGAAGGGCCUGCCCGCCUACAACCCCCCCCCCCUUCAAAUUCCCAGUUUUUCCCACACAGAGCCUUGGAUACAGAUACGUCAAAUGUUUAUAUACUGCUUAUCAACAAAAGUUCCCAAAGCGGCUUACAUAGAUAUAAAUUAAGUAAAAGGGGUCACUGUCCCCAAAGGGCUCACAAUAUAAAAAAAGAAACAUAAGGUAGACACCAGCAACAGCCCACAGAGGGGUGCUGUGCUGGGGAUGGAUGGGGCCAGUUGCUCCCCCCCCGCUAAAUACAAGAGAGUUGCCACUUUAAAAAGGUGCCUCUUAGCUCAGUUAGCAGGGCAUAAGCCAUCUAUGGCUUCUUCUUCUUCUUCUUCCUUUCCCUGGCAUGGCAGGGCGACAUGAUCAUUCCCUCCUUGUGUCCUUUGGCAUCUCUUCCUGUUGAGAAGCACAGCUGGAACAGGGCAGAAUGGAAUGACUCUUGCAUACCUUGUCCGAGUCGUAAUGCUCUCCCUGGAAGCAGAGGAUUCUGGGUGAUUUGGGCUGGGUCAGAGAAAGAGGGUCUGUGCUGUUUUUGCACAGCAAAGAGGAUUCUGGGCAAAAAACCUGCUGGAAGCAUACCCCAAACUGGUUUUUUUAUCCCACCCCUUCCUCUCCCCUGCUUUCCCCCAACCUGAGAAGCCGAUUUCCCUCACCGUUCCCAAUACUCUUGUCGGCCUCCCUCCAAAGCUUAUCAUUCUGUGUGUGCUCAUGCUGGUGAUUUCUGAAAGAGUCUGUCUUUCUGUGCCGGGAUUUGUUUUUUCUUUUUUAAAAGAGUAAAAUAUUUCACGUA